This is a messenger RNA of Leishmania major strain Friedlin, 3720 nucleotides long. Its product is annotated as putative viscerotropic leishmaniasis antigen. Lineage: Eukaryota; Euglenozoa; Kinetoplastea; Trypanosomatida; Trypanosomatidae. The transcript has a single exon. The record is from RefSeq and is a predicted model, not a curated record. Bases 1 to 3720 code for a protein of 1239 amino acids. Gene Ontology annotation, molecular function: protein binding.
AUGAGCGUGCAGCUGAAUGAGCGGCACGUGAACUUCACCGGGCGCAGCGGCUCCGUCGCUGUGCCGCACCUCGGCCUAGUCCGCUUCAACCUCUCCGCCCCCACCAUCGGGCCUCAGUACUUCACCUCAGAGCUCUGCUACUCGGAGGUGAACUGCACGAAUUUGUGCACGAAUGCGCUCAUGGGCCACGUUGGAACAUGCAAGGUGGAUCGUGUCAUCAUGCCCGUCCUCAUCGUCCUGCUUUGGAUGGUACCAACCGUUGCCUGUGUCGGUUUCCUCGCGGCCAUGUACCUCCGCAAGCUCGCUAAACAGCGGCGGAAGGCACUUGACCAGUCGCCUGAGGUCUUUGGGACCUCGCCGGCCGCCUCUCGGACCUGGCGACCGCUGCAGCGCGCACCAAGCACGCCUAGACCCUCAUCUUCAUCACACGCCGUCUUCACAGACGAACGGGAGGCUUCACAAGGAGGCAGCCACGAAGCGGCCCUUGAGCACGCUUCCGAAGCUCUCGUGGUGAUCCCCGUGCACGGCAACUACGAGAGCUUGCCACCACGGCUCCGAAGCGCCGCACCACCCAACACCUUCACAUCCUGCAGCCUGCCUGAGAGAAAAGAAGUUGAGAUGGCGGCUCUGCGCGCCGUCGAUCCACCUUCUCUGGAGCAACCCUCAGAGAAACAUCGACACACCUCCACUCACAACGACGACUACGUGACCGGCACGGCUACAGUGAGAUUGCCAGAGGAACGACAUUUCAGCCCCGACCUUCCUGCUCCCAGCGAAACCCUAGAAACCACCGUCCAAGACUCUUCUUCACACCCAGCUAUCCCGCAAGUUAAUGGAAGCGAAAAAACAAACCCACUAAACUGCUCCACACAACAACCGCAGCCUAAACGGACCAGCGUGCAGGCCCUCGAGGAGGCGGGGCGUCUCCGCGCCGAGCUGGAGGCUGCAGAGGAGGCGGCGCGCCUGGAGGUCAUGCACGAGGCCGAGCAGGCCCGCGUCCAGGCCCUCGAGGAGGCGGCGCGCCUGGAGGCCGUGCACGAGGCCGAGCAGGCCCGCGUCCAGGCCCUCGAGGAGGCGGCGCGCCUGGAGGCCGUGCACGAGGCCGAGCAGGCCCGCGUCCAGGCCCUCGAGGAGGCGGGGCGUCUCCGCGCCGAGCUGGAGGCUGCAGAGGAGGCGGCGCGCCUGGAGGCCGUGCACGAGGCCGAGCAGGCCCGCGUCCAGGCCCUCGAGGAGGCGGCGCGCCUGGAGGCCGUGCACGAGGCCGAGCAGGCCCGCGUCCAGGCCCUCGAGGAGGCGGGGCGUCUCCGCGCCGAGCUGGAGGCUGCAGAGGAGGCGGCGCGCCUGGAGGCCGUGCACGAGGCCGAGCAGGCCCGCGUCCAGGCCCUCGAGGAGGCGGGGCGUCUCCGCGCCGAGCUGGAGGCUGCAGAGGAGGCGGCGCGCCUGGAGGUCAUGCACGAGGCCGAGCAGGCCCGCGUCCAGGCCCUCGAGGAGGCGGGGCGUCUCCGCGCCGAGCUGGAGGCUGCAGAGGAGGCGGCGCGCCUGGAGGCCGUGCACGAGGCCGAGCAGGCCCGCGUCCAGGCCCUCGAGGAGGCGGGGCGUCUCCGCGCCGAGCUGGAGGCUGCAGAGGAGGCGGCGCGCCUGGAGGUCAUGCACGAGGCCGAGCAGGCCCGCGUCCAGGCCCUCGAGGAGGCGGGGCGUCUCCGCGCCGAGCUGGAGGCUGCAGAGGAGGCGGCGCGCCUGGAGGUCAUGCACGAGGCCGAGCAGGCCCGCGUCCAGGCCCUCGAGGAGGCGGGGCGUCUCCGCGCCGAGCUGGAGGCUGCAGAGGAGGCGGCGCGCCUGGAGGUCAUGCACGAGGCCGAGCAGGCCCGCAUCCAGGCCCUCGAGGAGGCGGCGCGCCUGGAGGCCGUGCACGAGGCCGAGCAGGCCCGCGUCCAGGCCCUCGAGGAGGCGGGGCGUCUCCGCGCCGAGCUGGAGGCUGCAGAGGAGGCGGCGCGCCUGGAGGUCAUGCACGAGGCCGAGCAGGCCCGCGUCCAGGCCCUCGAGGAGGCGGCGCGCCUGGAGGCCGUGCACGAGGCCGAGCAGGCCCGCGUCCAGGCCCUCGAGGAGGCGGGGCGUCUCCGCGCCGAGCUGGAGGCUGCAGAGGAGGCGGCGCGCCUGGAGGUCAUGCACGAGGCCGAGCAGGCCCGCGUCCAGGCCCUCGAGGAGGCGGGGCGUCUCCGCGCCGAGCUGGAGGCUGCAGAGGAGGCGGCGCGCCUGGAGGCCGUGCACGAGGCCGAGCAGGCCCGCAUCCAGGCCCUCGAGGAGGCGGGGCGUCUCCGCGCCGAGCUGGAGGCUGCAGAGGAGGCGGCGCGCCUGGAGGCCGUGCACGAGGCCGAGCAGGCCCGCGUCCAGGCCCUCGAGGAGGCGGGGCGUCUCCGCGCCGAGCUGGAGGCUGCAGAGGAGGCGGCGCGCCUGGAGGCCGUGCACGAGGCCGAGCAGGCCCGCGUCCAGGCCCUCGAGGAGGCGGGGCGUCUCCGCGCCGAGCUGGAGGCUGCAGAGGAGGCGGCGCGCCUGGAGGCCGUGCACGAGGCCGAGCAGGCCCGCGUCCAGGCCCUCGAGGAGGCGGGGCGUCUCCGCGCCGAGCUGGGGGCUGCAGAGGAGGCGGCGCGCCUGGAGGCCGUGCACGAGGCCGAGCAGGCCCGCGUCCAGGCCCUCGAGGAGGCGGGGCGUCUCCGCGCCGAGCUGGAGGCUGCAAAGGAGGCGGCGCGCCUGGUGGCCGUGCACGAGGCCGAGCAGGCCCGCGUCCAGGCCCUCGAGGAGGCGGGGCGUCUCCGCGCUGAGCUGGGGGCUGCAGAGGAGGCGGCGCGCCUGGAGGUCAUGCACGAGGCCGAGCAGGCCCGCGUCCAGGCCCUCGAGGAGGCGGCGCGGCUGGAGGCCGUGCACGAGGCCGAGCAGGCCCGCGUCCAGGCCCUCGAGGAGGCGGGGCGUCUCCGCGCUGAGCUGGAGGCUGCAGAGGAGGAGAAAGAUGAACGGGCGGGGACGUUGAGGUACAAUGAGGAUUGCAAGGGACGAGUGCUGUACAGGGCGUCCCCGGAUUCGCGGAGGCCGCUGCCACGGCCGUUUAUCGGGUUGUCAUUGUCGGAAGAUGUGGAGAGGAGUAUUCUCAUUGUGGACGGGCUCUACAGGGAUGGGCCGGCGUAUCAGACGGGAAUCCGCCUCGGGGAUGUCCUCUUGCGUAUCGCGGGCGUUCACGUGGAUUCGAUCGCGAAGGCGAGGCAGGUGGUGGAUGCGCGUUGCUGCUGCGGCCGCGUCGUUCCCGUGACGCUGGCGACGAAGAUGAACCAGCAGUACAGCGUGGCUUUGUAUAUCAUGACGGUUGAUCCGGAGCACAAAGACAAGCCCUAUUUUUUUGAUGUGCACAUGCACCACCGCAUCGAGAGCUCGCACAGGGGGAAGAGGGCGCAGUGGAUGGAAGUUCUUGAGAGGCCAUCCGUAUCUUCGGCUGCCGCCACCCCUCUGGUGCCGCUCUUGCGUGAGACGACGCCGCGUAGGGGCUCAGUGCUGCAGUCAAGUGCGCGUUCCGCCUUCGUUGCCACGUCUUACUUCUCGAGCGCGCGUAGGUCGGUCAGCUCAGAAAGUGAGCGAUCGCGUGGGUCCUCUAGCGCGGCUACGGCAGAGGAGGCGAUCGCGCUGGCGCCGCAAGGGUAUACCCCGCCCAACCAAGUGCGCGGCCGUAGUUGA